AUGAAAGGAAUCAAAAGAAUCAUCCCUGAACUUAUGCAAUCUGUGGACAGAGCCAUUAGUGCUCUGAAGGAAGAAGAACCUGAUCUGGUUUUUACAUUUGAAGCAGGUGCUACUGGAAUUGCAAGAGUUAGGGAUGGUUUUUGUUUUGUAAAUUCUUUCGGUUAUUUCAGGAUUUGGGAUCGGGUUCUAAAGCUUAGGAGAGGAGACUGUUUCGCUGUCGUUAGAUUGUGUGGCAACGUGAGCCAAUGCCAACAGAAAGGAGGAGGAGACGGAAGGCUGUAUUCCGAAUCUAUGUCCAAAUUGGACAGUGCAAAGAUGAUCAUUGAUGCUGGGAGUUCGGAUAACAUAGCGUCCACGGAGAUGGUGGGUCAGUUGGGGCUGGGGAAGUUAAAGCAGGACGUCUGGUGUGAGGUCGUCCUUAUGUAUUACAUAUCCUACUCAGAAGACCUCUUCUUUCUUGGUAUAUGUUGUCUUUCCUCAAGUCUAAACCCAAAGGUAUCUAAGGGAAUCAAACCCAGCUUUUCAGGUAGCUGCUUCAAUUGCAUGCAUCUCACCCCCACGCUCGUUCAUUCCCCAUGCUCGGUUGACUUGCCAUAUUAG
Molecule: messenger RNA, 600 nt
Organism: Lactuca virosa
Lineage: Eukaryota; Viridiplantae; Streptophyta; Magnoliopsida; Asterales; Asteraceae
Source: the annotation of a GenBank genome assembly